CGACUAUUCUCACUUUCACGGGAGCUUCUCCUGUUGAGUUGUACUUGUGUUUCAGCUCCAAAAAGGUUCUUCCCCAGGGUGGACUGGGAUGAUGAAGUACUUCCUCGCUCACCUGGUGGUGGCCUUAUUUGCCUAUAUUCGCCUGACAGAUGCAUCAUGUUCGUAUACCGAGGCGACUGGCUUACUCUCAGGCUACAACAUCAAAAGCUUCAGCGACAUCUCCCUCGAUGGCUGUAAGCACGAGUGUGAUAUAAACCCAAAGUGCCUGAGCUUCCAAUACAGAACCAGACUGUGCUAUCUGAAGAAGAAAGCGGAAUCUCCGAGCAGAUACCUGUACAAGACUUACCAGACGUACAGAAUGUUCACAAAAAUACCUGCUGGGUGCACCGGAUCAGCAAUUACGUCCCGGUGCCAGUACAAUAAGCAAUCGGGUAACUGUAAUGGCCACGAUAUCAAAGUGCACGUCCAUAUGUCACUGGUGGGUUGCGAGAUUGAAUGCUCAAAUCGGUUGGACUGCUACAGUUUUCACUACACACCCAACAUCCAAUACUGCUACUUGAAGAACUACAUCUGUACUGAUGCGCAGCUUGCCAGCAAGGGCGCGGCCAAUACCAACCAAUAUGCGAAAGCCAAGAAUUGUCCCGCUUACCCAGGGUUUACGUGCCAGUAUUCUGAAAGAGCAGCAGCAUUUUGCUCUGGUCACGUUAUACAGACACUGACCAAAAUAUCUAUCCAGGCCUGCCAGGCUCAAUGCGACAACAAAGUUGACUGCUUCGGCAUUUCCUACCAAACCACUGGUGAAAUUUGCUGGAUCCAGAAUCAUGCCUGCUCGGAGGCCCAACUGGUGUACAAGGGAAACGUCAUCUACAACCACUACACAAAGGGAGCUUGUCAAAAAGGAUCCCCUGUAAAAUGCGCAUUCUCACGACAAACUGGCAACUGUCUCGGAUACAACUUGGUGGCCUUUAGUGGCACAUCACUCGCCGCAUGCGAGAUGGAAUGCACCCUGCGCCCAGCCUGCAAGAGUUUACUAUGGUUCUCCAAAAAGUGUUGGCUCAAGAGCAAGCAAUGUACGACCAAAGAGUUAAAAUACACGAAUCAGCAGGCGUACAACCAGUUCAAUAAACCGGCAUCAUGCAAUUCGGGUAAAAAGUGCUCUUUCACGAAGCAGUAUGCAUAUUGUAGUCGUGGAACCGCUUUGAAAACGAUAUCACGUGCGACACUCAGCGCUUGCGAGACGGAGUGCAGCUUGCUUCGGCGAUGCGUCGGCUUCAACUACCGGACGAAUACGUGCUGGCUUCAGAGCACUGUUUGUACCGCGAAAAAUCUUCUAUAUAAAGGAAACAAAUACUACAAGUACUACACUAAGAACGACCGCACAUGCUCAGUUCCACCAGAGGGGCACUGCAAAUUCAAAUUUGAAUACGGCAACUGUAAUGGUCAUGACAUCAAGAGCUACGCUGCAGUUACCAUUGACUUCUGUGAGAAAGAGUGCUCCAAUCUGCCAGACUGUAUCAGUUUCCAUUAUAACUCCGCCCGGUACUGCUACCUGAAGAACUACAUCUGUUCGGAGAAGCAACUGGCCGGAAAGACGAAUCUUGCAACUUCUCAGUACAUAAAGCCCGUGGGUUGUUUCCCGAGGACCGAGAAGAUCUGCAAAUAUAAAAAAAACCAUCCGGCUCACUGCGCAGGUCACGUGAUACAAACAAUCUCCAAGGUUGAGGUCGAAACUUGUCAGACUGAGUGUAACAAUAAAGUGGACUGCCUGAGCUUCUCCUACCGGCACAGCGACCAGAUCUGUUGGCUGCAGAACUACGCCUGCACAUAUGCACAGAUGAUCUACAAGAACCUUCCGGAUUACACUUACUACACAAAGGAAGAUGGUUGCAAAAAGGGAACAGGUGUCUCCUGCAAGUAUAAGCUCUCUUUCCAUGACUGCCAAGGCCACGACAUUCUCAUCCUGAGUUCCGUGUCCUUAGCCACGUGCGAAAUGGAAUGUGAAAUGCGUGGUUCAUGCAAAAACUUUGUCUAUUACAACACUGGUUGUCGGCUGAAGGAUUACAAUUGCCCAACGAAGGAGUAUUGGAAAGGGAGAACAGGGAAUAGAUACUACAAGACAUUUACCAAGCAAGGCGACUGCGGCCAAGGUGCCAAGUGCUCCUUUGGUUUGAAGUAUGGCAACUGUCCCGGUCAUGUCAUCAAGACUCUUACUACGACUACCCUUGAGGAUUGCUUCACUGAGUGUUCGGCCAUUCGCCACUGCCUCGGCUUCCAGUACCGUUCCAAGAUAUGCUGGCUCCAGAACUAUGUCUGUACUGACAAGCAGCUCCAGUACUCGGGACAACGACUCUACAAGCAGUACACUAAGCGUGAUCUUGACUGUUCGGCCUCUCCAGCGAAGUCUUGUGACUUUCCCAAGACCUAUGGUAACUGUAAUGGACACGACAUCAAAAGUUACGCAGGUGUCUCACUGCAGUUCUGCAAAACCGCUUGUACGAAUCGAAUUGACUGCCUGGCUUUCUACUACAACUAUGCCCGUAACUGUUAUCUCAAGAACUACAUCUGUACGGAUGCUCAACUGGCAAUAAAGGGGAAUCCACUUAGCGCAAACUUCGUGAAACCUGUCAGCUGCACCCCAAGCCUUGGGCGUGUCUGCAAGUACUCCCUACGCCAUGCUGAUUGUGCUGGCCAUCAAAUCCAGUACAUACCAAAAAUCAGCCUCAAGACUUGUGAGACACAGUGCAGUAACAAUAGGGACUGUGAAGCGUUCCAAUACCGGAUUGGCAACUGCUGGUUGAAGAACUAUGAUUGUAAGGAAAACCAGCUUACUCACAAAAACGACGGCAACUACCACCUCUACACGAAGAAAGAGUGCUCGGCAGCGACGAGCGAUCCCUGCGUAUUCGAGUUGGCAACUGGUGACUGCGUCCAAGGGACAAUAAAGACCCUCACUCUAGUUGCACUGGCAACUUGCAAGAUGGAAUGCUCACAGAUGGCAAACUGCAAAUCAUUCCAGUACAGGGUAACAACUUGUUGGCUGAAGAGUAUCAAGUGUACUGACAGUCAGUUAAGAUACAAGGGAAACAGAUACUAUAACCAAUACAGGAAAACAGGAAAAUGCAAGAUAGAUAGAGGCCCGGUAUGUGCGUUUAACUUACGCUACGGAUUGUGUAAUGGCCGUGACAUCAGAAGCUACAGCGAUAUCUCACUCAGUGCCUGCUUGGACCAGUGUUCCGUACAAAAGCUAUGCCUUGGGGUUCAGUACAGGACGAGAACGUGUUGGUUGAAGAACUACGCGUGCACGGAUGCCCAGCUCCUUUACAAGGGAAACAGACUGUACAAACAGUAUGACAAGAAAAGUUUGAGCUGUGGUACACCACCAAGCGAUGUGUGUCAGUUCACCACUGAAAAAGGAUUCUGUAGCGGUCAUGACAUCAGGGUCCACUACUACUUAUCCUUGGAUGCGUGUAGGACCGAUUGUUCCCGGCGAAUCGACUGCCUCAGUUUCUUCCACAAUGAUCGGGCCAAUCACUGCUACCUGAAGAACUAUAUAUGCAAGCCUAACCAGCUCUUAUACAAGACUAAUGCUCUCUACAAUCAAAACGUCAAGUCAACCUCUUGCAAGAUAAUACCACUCUCGAGGGACUAUCCAAGUCAAGUUUGCGCCUAUGCUGCAACGAAGAAGGCUCUCUGUUCCGGGCAUGUCAUACAAACUAUUUCGAAGAUCGAACCAGAGACCUGUAAGACUGCGUGCAACCUGAAGGUCGACUGUGUUGGGUUCUCCUACCGAUGGUCUGAUCAGGUUUGCUGGUUGCAGAACUACGCUUGUAAAGCGAACCAGUUGGUAUACAAAGGAAACGCAAAUUAUGACAACUAUAUCAAAGAAGAUUGUAGGAGAGGAUCUGAUGUUAAGUGUCAAUUCCGUCGCUCCUACGGAACCUGCGGUGCCUAUUCGUACAACUGGCGCAUUGCCACCUUGACGAACGUCAGCCCCGAAACCUGUAUGCAGGAGUGCAGCCAACGAGGAGAAUGUAAAAACUUCCAAAUGAGACAGAACGUUUGCUGGCUGAGUGAUUAUAAGUGCCGUCCCUCGGAGAUGACGGGUGUAGGAAAUAAACUUCAGAAUAAUUUUGUCAAGACAGGGCAGUGCACAAAAGGAACAAAAUGUAGCUACAGCAUCAGAUACGGUAACUGCCCCGGUCGCGUCAUCCAGACUCUGACCUACGUCCACCUAGAGAGUUGUAAAGCCGAGUGUUCAAGAAUGCACAAUUGUCAUGGGUUCCAGUUCCGCUCCAUCUAUUGUUGGCUUCAGAACUACGCCUGUGACGACAGCAAACUACAAUACAAAGGAAAUAGGCUUUAUAAGCAGUAUACCAAGAAUGACCGACGUUGUUCCGUCCCACCAAAUAAGUAUUGCGAAUUUGAAUUCACCCAAGCUAACUGUAAUGGUCACAACUACAGGACGUACUCUGCCGUCUCUCUCGAAUUCUGUAAGACAGAAUGUACCCAACAAAUUUCCUGCCUCAGCUUCCAGUAUACUUACACCAGAAUUUGUUAUCUCAAGAAUUUCGACUGCGCGGCCAACCAGUUUUCACAGAGAGGGGUGGUAGGAGCUUCGAAUUACAGAAAACCUAAUUCAUGCGGACCAAGGAUAGGAUUUAUCUGUGAAUACAUCCACAGAAAUGCCCUCUGUUCCGGUCACGUGAUACAGACAUUGACCAAGGUUGACCUCGACACGUGUAAAACUCAGUGCAGCAACAAUCGGGAUUGCUUGGGAUUCCAGUUUAAGGUGGGCACCUGCUGGAUCCAGAAUUAUGACUGCACUGAUGCGCAGAUGACUCAGAAAGGCAACCAGAACUACCAUAAUUACAGAAAGAAAAACACAGAGUGUCCCAAAGCCAAAGCUCAUGUCUGCCAGUUCAAUCGUGUACACGGUGACUGCAACAAAAAUAUGCGUAACAUCCAGGCGUUCACGGCAGUAUCCCUCAGGACGUGUGAAAUGCAAUGUUCCAAGAUGGCGGAGUGCAAAAGUCUUCAGUACCGCGACACUAGGUGUUGGCUCAAGGACCAUAUCUGUACGGAUGCUGAGCUCUCGUAUAAAGGCAACCGUUAUUACAACCAGUUUAGGAAGACAGCCUCGUGCAAGCUACCAGUUCCUGCAGUAUGCAAGUUCACAAGACGUUACGGUCUCUGCAAUGGUCACGAUAUCAAAAGUUUCUCUGGCAUUACACUGGAGACGUGCCAGGCCGAAUGUUCCGCAAGGACGGACUGUUUGUCGCUUCAAUACAGGAGCAAUACUUGCUGGCUGAAAAACUACGUUUGUCCACAGGCUACGCUUCUUUACAAGGGCAACAGGCUGUAUAAGGAUUAUGUGAAGGACAACAAGAACUGCGGAAGGCCUCCGACCAAAGGAUGCAGUGGCUUCAAAACCGAACAGGGCACCUGUAGCGGACAUGCCAUUGCAACAUAUGGUGGUUUGUCACAAGCCGCUUGUGAAAUCGAAUGCAGCUACCGGGUCGACUGCUGGAGCUUCCUGUGGUAUGAACCAUCGAGUACUUGCUACCUAAAGAACUACAUCUGCUCGACCCAACAACUUAUUUAUAAGACGAACAGGUAUUAUACCCAGACCGUCAAGCCUAACAACUGCAAUAUGCUGGGCAAAGUCUGCGAUUACUCUCUGGAACAUAACGAAUGUCCAGGUCAUAAUAUCAAGACCAUGGCCAAGGUUGACCUUGACACAUGCCGAACACAGUGUAACAACGAUCACGACUGCCUUGGGUUCCAGUACUUCACCAGGAUUUGCUACAUCAAGAACUAUGAUUGUACUCCGACACAACUCAGGAACAAAGGGGACUUGAACUACAAUCAGUACUACAAGAAAUCUUGCAAACGAGGACUUGGUCCUGUUUGCCCAUUCACCAGACAAUUCGGCCAAUGCCGAGGACAUGCCCUUGCCACACUUCCCGCUGUCUAUUUGCCAACAUGCAAGAUGGCGUGCUCGAGACGAGAGGACUGUCUGAGCGCAUACUUUCAGAGGCCCAAUUGUUAUCUGAAAACCUAUGUGUGCUCAACAACAGAACUUGCUUACAAGGGUUAUAGAUAUAUGCAGCAGUUCACAAAAUCAAGCACAUGUGCAGCGAACGAAGGUAAGGUCUGCAGCUACACUGAAAGACAAGGAGAUUGCGUCGGCCAUGAUAUUCUUAAGCUCACGGACGUGGCUUUCCGCACCUGCAAGGCACAGUGCGCCACCUCAAAGGCCUGUCGCAGCUUCCAAUACCGCUCGAGGAACUGCUGGAUUAAGAACUACGACUGCAGUAAAAAGCAGCUCAAAUACACGUCCUUAAUGCAGUACAGACAGUUCAGAAAGGAGAUGCCAUGCCAUAAAUCACCAUCGAAGGUGUGUAAGUUCGAAACGGUUAAUGGGGCUUGCAACGGCCAUGAUAUCAAACGACUCACUUCUGUUACAAUAGAAGCUUGCAUGGCUGAAUGUACUUCACGAUAUAACUGCCAAAGUUUCUACUAUACCUGGCCCUACUGCUACAUGAAGAAUUACAUCUGCAAGGAGAAUCAAUUGGCCAGUAAGCAGAUUACCAACAAGCAGUACAACAGAGCAACUACAUGUGGUCGUGUCAAAGGUAACCUUUGCAAGUUUAAGACAGUUGCGGGCUACUGCAAUCGGUACAACUUCAAGACAUACCACAAGCUGAGCCUGCAGGCUUGCCAGAUUGAGUGUUCAAACCGAAUGGACUGCGUGAGCAUCAUGUAUUCCAAGUCGGCAAAGCAAUGUCUUCUGAAGAACAACCUCUGUAACCAGAACGAAAUAUCACUGAGGUCAUCAACAGACUACAGUGUUGGUGUCAGAACAGAUGAGUGCAGCACCGUACCAGGUCACAAGUGCGCAUACACCAAACAAAUCGGCAACUGCGCCGGACACGCCCUCAUCACGUUCACAGAUAUACACAUGGACACGUGUCUCGCCGAGUGUAAUGCGAGAGAUGACUGUUACUCUGCCGUCUAUUACCUGAAGAAUUGCUAUCUGAAGCGUUACGUGUGUCAACCAAAUCAAGUGUCCAGCAAAACCAACCCCAACUUCUGGAUGUUUACAAAAGAGAAGGCGUGCAUUCCACCCGUGCCUUGCAAGUGUAGGUUCCAAGGAGACCCACACUACUACACAUUCGACCACCAGAAAAUCAACUUCCAGGGUAUAUGCAAGUACACGGCGGCUAAGUCCCUUGAUCAAAAAGAUAAGUGCGCUUUCAAGAUCGAGACGAAGCAGGAAUACCGUGGCAACCACGCUGUUUCAUAUGUCAGAAGCGUUGACUUGAAGAUGUUUGGACAUGUCAUCAGACUUCAGAGAGGCAGGAUAGCAUUCGCCGACGGCGAACGUAUUUCCAUGCCUGCCUUGAACAAGUUCGGUCACUUCGACGUAACUUAUUCUGGUGGAUAUAUGACGGCCACUGCCAAGGAUUGUAAAAUUAGCAUCAGAUACAAUGGAGACUACAUGGCUUCUGCGACUGUAGAUGGUACUUUCCGCGGCAAGAUGAACGGCAUCUGUGGUAACUGCAACGGCAAGAAUGACGAUUGGGUGACCAAGGAAGGCAAGCCUACCCACGACGCCAACGAGAUUGGUAACAGCUAUCAAGUGGCUGAUGAUUCAGAUAUGCCGUCUAAGAACUGCAAGAAACCAGCACCUGUCAUUAAAUGUUUCGAACCGCUGAAGACCGAGGUCGCCACCAACAAAUACUGCGGUUACAUAAAGGAUACCAACGGACCUUUUGGCGCCUGUGUUAGAAGCAACAAAGUUGGGCAUAUGAAACAGUUUCAUGGUUGUCGUUAUGACGUGUGUGCGCUUGGUGGAAAUGUCGCCCUAGCUAAGGAACAGUCCUGUGCGGCUUUGGCUGCUUUCGCCAAUAAAUGUACUAACAGGGGAUACCGAGUAAAAAAAUGGAGGACAACAGACUUUUGCCCCAAGAAAUGUGGACCCGGGCAACGCUAUUCACAGAAUGCCAACUCCUGUCCCAAUACAUGCGCGAAUCCAGUUGGCAACUUCAUUUGUAACAAGCCACCAGUGGAAGGCUGCGAGUGCAAAUCUGGCUACGUUCUGUCUGGAACUAAGUGUAUACCGCUGUCGAACUGUAAGGCAAAACCAGGCCCGCCAUGUUUGAAAAAGAUCGAUAUCGUAUUCGUGGUCGACAGCAGUGCUGGCGUCACUGACUUCAAGAAGAUGAAGGCAUUCAUGGCUAAUCUUGUGGCAUCUCUCGGAAAGAUAGGGCCCAAUCAUGUUCAGGUUGGUGUCGUGAGAUACUCAACAGGUGCAACGGAGGUGAUCAGGCUGAACCAGUACAAGAACUUUGCUACACUCCAGAAAGCCAUCGUGGACAUACCACAUGUCCCUGGCGCUACCUACACAGCAAAGGCACUUUAUUUGACCAGAGUCCAAGCUCUUACCAGCACCCACGGCCGACGAGGCAAUGGCGUUAAGAGCAUGGUCAUAGUGCUCACCGACGGAAAGGCAACUGACCAUAAAAGUGUUGGCAAGGUAUCUGAUGAUCUGAGGGCACUUACUCAACGAAUCAUCGCUGUUGGCAUCGGACAUCGUAUCAAUGAACAAGAGUUGGAGCUAAUGGCAAAUGGAAAGGAGAAUGUCAUUCGAGCAAGCUCGUUCAGUGAUCUUUCCAGCAAAAUUAAGAGCGUUUUGGCUAAGACAUGCGACUGCCCAAUUGGCUUCAGGGUGCGUAACUUAAAGUGUGAAUUUGCGGCUUGUCCUGAAGGAUACGAACAAGUUCAAGACGGAACAAGGAUGUCUUGCAAAAAGAGAAAAUGCCCAGUUGGAUUCAUAUUCACUAAAGGAAAAUGCACAUAUCGCGCAUGUCCAGGAGGCUACAUUGCCCUCGUUGUCAACAACGAGGUCAUAUCAUGUUGGCCGAACCAAGGCAAAAAUUGUCCUCAUGGGUACAACGAGAUUACACUCAAUGGUAAAAAGGUCUGCGCGAAGCCUCAUGAACCUAAUUGUCCAGCCGGGUCGAAGGUGGCUACAGUCAAUGGUAAACGGGUUUGCCAAGUCCCAACAAGUGGUGGCUGUCCUCGUGGUUCAGUGGAAUACUUCCACGAUGAGAAAAGGGUAUGCUACAGGCCUCAUCCUGCGGCCUGUCCUGAGGGAACUAUACUGGCUAAAAUUUAUGGAAAGAAAUAUUGCUACAAAGGACGAGGAUGUCCCAUUGGCUACACAAGGGCUGCGGAAGAAAGAAAAUGCAACUUUGUCAAAUGUCCAGACCACUAUGUCAGAGAGAAAAAUCGGUGCAAACAUAUCCGAGCUCAGUCAUGUCCAGCCGGUACUACAGUGGGCAAGAUCGGAUUUGCCCAUGUUUGCAUCAAGAAUGCAGCUUACCCAUGUCCAAAAGGUUCAGUCGAAGCCAUUUUCGGGGGUAAAAAGGUUUGCUACAAAUACACAAGUCCAUUCAAGUGUCCUCCUGGUCACGUCCAGGUUUACUACAGAUGCGUCAAAGAUGAGCACACGUGUCCUAAGGGAACUAUCGUUGUUUCUCUCAAAUGUCAUAGUAUCUGCUCAAAGACAGGUCCCAAGUGCCCCCAAGGAACAGUCGAAGGCAAGGCUGGAGGUCACAGCGUGUGUACCCGGCCAGAAUUCGUGUGUCCCACUGGAUACCAGAAAGAAGGAAUGACUUGCAACAGGAUUGUCCCCCGUGGCCAUGCAUGUGCCACCGGAACUAUUCGAGUGACAUGGGCCGGACACGUCUACUGUAUAAGAGGCCCGCCACCUGGUGAGAAAUGCCCUGCAGGAACAAAGCAGGAGACAUUUAUGGGCAGAAAGAUCUGCGUUAGACUGCCAAAUGAAAAGAAGGAAUGUCCAAGAGGAACAUAUAAGAUCAAAUAUCGGGGCAAAGUGUGGUGUCUUAGAGGCCCAGUUCCUACACCAGGCAAUUGCCCUGCUGGUUUGGCCAGGAUCGUAUGGAAUAGAAAGACAUUCUGCUUCCACAUACCACCUCCAAAUGUGGCUUGUCCCGAGGGCAAAAUUAAGGUGAAAGUUGGUAAGAACAAAGUCUGUGCGAUGAAACCACCUGCAGCCGGAAAGUGCGCUGCUGGAACCAUACUAUUAAAACUUGGCUCAAAGACAUUCUGCGUUCGAGGACCGGCUAAGAAGCCCACCAAACCUGUCAAACCAGUAGUUGAGGAGAAAUGCACAGCCGGAACGAUCCGAAUUAACUGGAUGGGUCGUGUUUUCUGCAUCAAAAAGCCAAAUGCAGAGCAGAAAUGCCCGAAAGGCACUAAAUUUAUCAGUCUUGGAACAAUUCAUCUUUGCGCGAGAAUGCCAGGGAAGUCUGGAUCCUGCCCAAGAGGAAGGUCCGCCGUCAUUGCAGCAGGAAGGAAAUACUGUCUCAGGGUACCAGGUCCAAAACCAGAACCACCACUUACAUGUCCUAAAGGCAUGAUGAAGAUCACAAUCGGAGACACGUCAUUCUGUGCCCAUGCACCAGGUCCCGCCAAGCCAUGUCCGAAAGGUGCAGAAAGGGUCAAAAUGCGUAACCGCGAUACAUGUAUCAAGCCGCCAGUUGCUGGAAAAUGCCCCAAAGGAAACUGGAGAAUCGUAUGGAAUUACAGGGCAUACUGUUUGCCUUUGGCAAGGCCGAAGCCAGGAUCUUGCCCAGCAGGAAAGAUCCGAUUGGUAUGGAAUGGUCACACUUUCUGUUUCAAUGCUGCAGUACCAAACCAAGCUUGUCCUGCAGGCCAGAAGAAGGAGAAGAUACGUAGACACGAAGUCUGUAUUGAGACAAAGGUUACAGGUAGAACGUGCGCUGCCGGCCAAACGACCAUUAAGUGGGACGGAAUGGUAUUCUGUUUGACAGUUCCACAUGGACCUGGACCGAACCCAAGUCCCAUUAAAACAGUAUGCAAGCAUGGAACCACAGAGCGCAUGUUCGGCAAUAGAGCAUUCUGUAUAAGUCCAACAGAAAAAGAUGGUAACUGCCCGCUCAAGACCGUGUCAUUCACCUUCCCGGGCGGCAAAUCUGGAUGUAUCAAGGCUCCUGGACCAGUACCUCAACAAAUGCAAGCCCAUUGUCCAAAGGGAAUGACGAAAAUGGUAUUCGGAAAUGAUGUCUUCUGCGUCUAUCAAUCACCAUGCAAGCCGGGCAUCUCGGAAUUCUCAUUCUUUGGAAUAGACGUGUGUGCUCCAGCUCCAGUGAAUGGCAAGUGUCCGUCAGGAUUCAAAAUUUACUCUAUAGCAGGCCAGAAAAUGUGCGUUAAAGACCUACUACCAGCUGGAAUUUAUUGUCCAGAUCCUUCAAUGGAAAAAAUGAAAGUCGGACUACAGGUGUACUGUGUCUUGCCAGCAGGAAGGGGUGGUUGUUCUCAUGGUCUCAAUCAAUUGCAGUACAGAGGAGAGUUAAUCUGUAUCAUGAAUCCUGGAAAAGUGCCAUCCAUUGGAUGCCCUGCGGGAAGUGAUGGCAAGGUCUAUGGAGGAAUUCCUUUCUGUGUUAUUCUUUUUACUGGCAAAUGCGAGGAAGGUACCACCGAGAUGGAAUUCGAUGAUGAAAAGUACUGCGUCAUUGACUAUGCAAAGGACACACAUAUAAAACUCGGAGCAAUCGCGUGUCCGAAAGGAUCAGAGAAAGAGGUAUACGGAGGAAUCACGUUCUGUUUUGAGAGCUUUGUUGAAAAUGAGGAGUGUCCAAAGGGCUCCAAAGAAAUAUCCGUCGGCGGGAAGGAUCACUGUUACGUCGGGGCAGGACCUGGUGGUGCAGGUUUGAUUGGAUGUCCCAAAGAUACGCUGACCGCUGAAAUUCAUAACAAGCAAUACUGCCUGCUAUAUGCCUUCGGAGGGCAAUGUCCAGCAGAUUACAUAAGGUCUGGUUUCCAUGGACACUUGGUCUGCUACGAGAAAUCCGAAUUCACGUGUCCGCCCCGAUAUUAUUUGAAGAACGGCUUGUGCGUAGAAACGAAAUGUCCUGCUGACUAUGAUGAAGGCUAUUACAACGGAGAGAAAAUGUGUUUUAGGAAAUUCUCUGGCAAGUGCGAUGAUGGUUACAUAGAGGGCGAGUACAAGGGGGAAAAAGUGUGUUAUCAAAACUACGCGAACUUUUUGAUUGUCUGCUCGACUGCCGACGACCAGCAUUUCUUCAAAUUCGGCGAGACCUACGAAGAUAAGGAACAGUGUGCAACAUAUAAGUGCAUGUUAUCAGGGCCCAAGACCAUUGCCCAAACGUGUCCGGGCAGCAACGGCACAUGCCACAAGCCUGGUACAGUGUUCAAGUGUCAGUACGGCGACAAGUGUUCGUGUGAAAUAGAAGAAAACUACGUGCAGUACACACUGACAGAGUAGCUUGGUACUUGCAUGCAUGUUAUUCUAUCUUGGGUUGUUGUGACUGUUUUCCACGAGCUCAAAUACAAGUCUUGUCACACUGCUCUAAACUUCAGAUAAAUUCAGGUUUGAUUGCUUUUUGGGAAAAGCAAUCAGUUUUUGUUCCUGAUAUGUACGUUCAUGUAGUUUUUGCCGAUGUUUCAAUUAUUUGUGGUUUAUCGAUUAAGUUAGGUUUCGCUAUCUCGUUCCAAGGACCGACCCAUUGAUUGAAAAUGACCGACUUAAUAUGUGAAUGACGUCAAUUUUUGGGCAGGUUUCUCGAUCUCGUAACCGGAUUUCGUGAAUCAAGCAUCGGUACCUGAUGGCCCUUCCGUUUUUUAGAAUAACUUUCUGGAUGGGAAAUGUGUGCACUGUACCCAUUAAUACACGAUACAUUCACUAAAAACAAUGUAAAUGUUGUCUGUUAACCGAGAGAGAAUGAUGAAACAGGUCGAACAACGCCAACAACUUGAUUGCUAAUGCGUGCAUAUAUGUCAAUAUUACUGUUGGUAUUCGAAACCCUUUUUUUGUAUUUUCGAUGAAGGAAACGGGAAUAGAAACCGUUGUGGGUGUAGCGCUUCUCAGACGGAAUGGCGAAACCUCACUGAAGUCGUUCAAAUCUUAUUCACCAAUGCCAAUGAUCCAUGAUUGAAAAUGUUCCAAUUUUUCGAUGUCACCACAGAAUGAAAAAACUGAAACUAUUGCAAAUUAACAUUUGAUUGAUGCUAGAAUUGCUUACACUAAGUUGAAACUCAAGUACUUUUACUCUGUGAUAUACUAAUCUAAAUUGCAACAUUCUGCCUCUUCCGUUUUGUUCCUCUAUUGGGUUGUGGAUACUGUUAUAAAAAUCGCACGAAGCGUUUUUAAAAAUUGUUAUCCGAAUUCAAAUAAACAUUUGAAACGUC
Messenger RNA from Lineus longissimus, 13260 nucleotides. RefSeq lists its product as uncharacterized. Lineage: Eukaryota; Metazoa; Nemertea; Pilidiophora; Heteronemertea; Lineidae. Gene Ontology annotation, cellular component: extracellular matrix. Bases 89 to 12337 code for a protein of 4082 amino acids. The record is from RefSeq and is a predicted model, not a curated record. The transcript is spliced from 109 exons.